Messenger RNA from Capronia coronata CBS 617.96, 651 nucleotides. RefSeq lists its product as uncharacterized. Bases 1 to 651 code for a protein of 216 amino acids. NCBI's taxonomy places the organism in Eukaryota, Fungi, Ascomycota, Eurotiomycetes, Chaetothyriales, Herpotrichiellaceae. The transcript has a single exon. The record is from RefSeq and is a predicted model, not a curated record.
AUGUUGAAUGAUACAUACGGACUCACAGAACGCAAUCACAUCAUGGUCGGCCACUCCUGUGGCGCGACUCUUGCAUUCCAAGCUUUGCAACGCUCCUGUACUCAUAAUUCCGACAGACCUCUCCCACCGCCAAGAGCACUGGUCGGCUUAGCAGGCAUAUACGAUCUCCGUCUCUUAUAUGAGUCCCACAAAGACGGCCCCUACGGGGAUAUCUACGCUUCCUUCAUCGAAGGUGCUUUCGGGAAGAACAUGGACGAUUGGGACCGCGCGUCGCCUGCAUAUUUCGCAGAACGAAAUUCGGAAAUGUUCUCUAGUACUUCUAUCUUGCUGGUCACGGCCGAAGGGGAUGAAUUGGUCGAACCGGCGCAAAGGGAUGUGAUGAGACGAGCGAUACUCGGAUCAAAAUCAUCAUCAUCAUCGGAGACAGUGCCUGUCCAGGACAAAGAGCCUGAGAUCGAGACUGGAGGAGGAUCGGCGAUGAUGACAGAGAAUCAAGGCGGUAGUAGGUAUGCCGAGAUGAGUGUGAAAGGUGGACAUGAUGACAUGUGGCUUGUUGGCGAGCGGAUGGUGGCUGCUAUUGAGAAGGCGAUUCAAGUCAUGUUGAUGCCGAAAGCAACACCGCCAGAGGCAGCAGUAGCAGCAGUCUCAUGA